Dunckerocampus dactyliophorus (ringed pipefish) is the source of this 895-nucleotide messenger RNA. RefSeq lists its product as uncharacterized. The coding region runs from base 50 to 652 and encodes 200 amino acids. NCBI's taxonomy places the organism in Eukaryota, Metazoa, Chordata, Actinopteri, Syngnathiformes, Syngnathidae. The transcript is spliced from 2 exons. The record is from RefSeq and is a predicted model, not a curated record.
GCGAGCGAAAGCGGCAGCAAGCGGCCGCGAAGGACGAGGUGUGUUUCCGAUGUGGGACUGUCGGACACCGAGAUCGCACCUGUCAGCGCAAAGUGUGGUGCAGACAUUGCAGGAGCGCCACACAGAGCGGAGACCUACCGAAGCCAAAAUCGCCGAGAUGAUGCCCGUAAAGCUACAGAAGAAGCCGGAGGAGCACGAGUACGCGUUCCGGCUGAGUUACAUGUCAGCUGACCUCCAGCCGAGCCGGGAUGUGAACGUGAGGGGCCUCAUGGUCGACUGCGGUGCAACCUCGCACAUCAUCACUGACCUCGCCAAGUUCAAAAGUUUUGACGAGAGCUUCAAGGCCGAGUCACACUGUGUGGAGCUGGCAGAUGGGACACGGUGCAGCGGUGGAGCCGAGCGGCGAGGGGACGCGGGCGUUAGUCUGAUGGACAGCCGGGGCCGAGCGUUGAAGACCACGCUGAGAGGCGCCUUGUACAUCCCCUCCUGUCCUCAAGACAUCUUCUCUGUCAAAGCGGCUACAGUCAGCGACGGGACGGUGAUCUUCAAGAUGGACAAAGACGUGUUGAUCCACAAAAACGGAGCUCUGUUCUGGACGGUCCUCUGGACUCCGUGGAGGAAGUGGGGGAGAGAAGGACGUUGGCUAAGCUGACAUCCAUCAUGGACAACACCUCUCACCCGCUACGUGACACUGUGGGUUCCCUUAGCAGCUCCUUCAGCAGCAGACUGUUACACCCACGGUGUAAGAAGGAGAAGUUCCGCAGGUCCUUCAUACCGACCGCUGUCAGGCUCUACAACACCUGCACCACCUGAACCAUGUUGUAGUCACUAUGUAUUCUUUACUUGCGUAUCUUGCUUGCUGCUGUAACAAGUGAAUUUCCCUGCUGUGGGAUAA